Sporisorium graminicola is the source of this 1224-nucleotide messenger RNA. RefSeq lists its product as uncharacterized. The record is from RefSeq and is a predicted model, not a curated record. The coding region runs from base 1 to 1224 and encodes 407 amino acids. The transcript has a single exon. Gene Ontology annotation, molecular function: NADP binding; N,N-dimethylaniline monooxygenase activity; flavin adenine dinucleotide binding. Lineage: Eukaryota; Fungi; Basidiomycota; Ustilaginomycetes; Ustilaginales; Ustilaginaceae.
AUGGUCAACGCUUCUCCACCAUCACCUCGAAGAGUAGCAGUUAUCGGUGCGGGACCAGCCGGUCUCUCUGCCGUCGACCAACUCGCCUCACUCUCACCCUCAGCCUUCUCCGUAACGCUCUUCGAUCGACGUACCACUUUCGGCGGAGUAUGGUGCUACGACGCGGAUCCGGGGGAAUGCGUUAUCAGGUAUGAUGCCUCUGGUCGACCGCACGCUUUGUGGGAAGGUGGACUCAAGGAUGGCGAUGAUCAGGGCAAAUUCCGACCGCCUGGGGCCAUGUAUGAUGGACUGCGAACGAACCUGACUUGUGACAUUAUGACGUAUCGCUCGCAGCCGUAUGGGCGCGACACAGCGUUGUUUCCCGACCGAGCGACGGUGGAGAACUACAUCCAAACGUUCGCUGAGAAGGUGCUGCAGCGGGCGGAAGGAAUAGACGUCCGACUCGGAACGGCCGUGCAAGACGUUCGGCGCACGGAAAGCGAUCACGCUGCGGCCAAGAAAACGAUCGGAGCAGGCAGCUUGUGGUCCGUCACAUCAGUUACCGUGAACGGCGGAGACACUAAGGUCGAGACGUUCGACCAUGUCGUUCUCGCAAGCGGUCGAUGCAACACCCCCACUAUCCCACGCAUCGACGGGUUGCGCAGCUUCAAAGGCCACAUCCUGCACUCUGCAUGGUACCGGUCCCCGAUUCCGUUCGAAAACAAAACAGUGCUCGUGGUGGGCAACUCCUCCUCCGGCUCCGACAUCGCGCGAGAGCUCAGUGGGUAUGUGCUGCGCACUCUGCCUGAGGGCCAAGCUGCCACGGAUGCGUUCAUCGAGAGGUGCUGCGAAGGACGCGAAGGCAGGGUGCUGCAUUCGUACGAGCACUUUGAGAAGCCGCCUCCGCUGGAUUUCGAUCCACGCGAGGAAGGGUCGCCGGCGUGGGCGAAGCGGAUCACGGUUGUGCCGCGAAUAGACGAGGUGCGAGAUGAUGGGAGCGUGGUGUUUGAGGGCGGUGAGAAGAGAGAAGAUGUCGACGUGUUGAUCUUUGGUACCGGGUAUGCGUACGAUUUUCCGUACCUGGAUCAACAGGUGGCGCCGUUUGUCGAUUCGCCACUCAUCCCGCCGCCUCCCCCUCCCGCUGGUACACAAGACGAUCUUCCCGAGACCGGGAUAGAACCCUACACACCACCCUAUCGCACAGCACCCUUCCUCACCAACCUUGACGACUGGAGCCUGUUCUAA